CUUGAGACGACCGCAGCUCGCGCGCCCACACCGAGCCGCUUAAGUUUUCCUUCAAUGUCACUCAAUCAGACGCACCGUGAAAAUGGUCGCUAGCUUCAAACAAAACACGGCGGUCGCGUCGCGCGGAUGUCUGCUUGUAUAUUAUGAGUGUGUUAUGUCACUGGCGUAACUCUGGCCGAGUGACUCGAUAAUAGUGAGACGUGUGUGUUUAGUGCAAGCCACAGCUGCCGGCCGGACCAUGGCGGUAUGCGACAAGUGGGUCGCGCUGAAGAUAGUCGAGUUCUUGAUGUGCGUCGCCUGCUUGGUGACGAAGCGUAUAUCUCAAGAUGACGAGGCCCGGCUGGCUCUGCUGCUGCAGAAGCUGUCGCGAGAGUGGUCGCUACUUACCUCUGUCACAUGGGACUCGGUGGGAGGAGCCUUCGCAGACGCCAUAUAUGGAGGCUACGUGAUCAUCACCUUCGGGCUGAUAAUGGCGCGCAUCUUCCAGGAGAUACCGAAAGGGAGGCGGAUACUUGAGGGAUGCUUCCUCGGUUUCGGAAUGCUGUUCUUCUUGAUCCUUGGUGGAUUAGAACUAGCGUCCCUUGACUCAGUACCGAGAUCUUUAGUAGUGAAUGCAUCAGUCCUCGGCAGUUUCUCGCUAGUCGUCGCAGCCUUGUUCCUCAUAGACCUCAUGGGUCCUCGGAUAUACACGACCACGCAGAACUCGCAAACAGACACCGGUAUCGUGUCAUCGCCCAAAAGCGAAAAGAAAGUAUCGAUAAUCUCAUCAUCGAACUUAAAUGGAAACUUGUCUAAAGCUGAUUUAGCCAAUGGCAAAACAAAUGGACAACCCAAUGGCCACGUUAACGGACAUGUUCCCCCCGAAAGACCAAAAGACUUGGAUUUGGAGAAGAAUUUACCAGAUAAAGAUACAAAGAAAGAAGAAAUGACUUUGUUCGCACAGUCGAAAACGAGCUACCCAAAUAUUGGUGAUACUUUAGAAAAAGAUGAAUUACAAAAAUCUAAAUUCGGUUCAAUACGCAAUGGCUUAGAAGCUGGAAAUUAUGUGCGAUUGAACGAGCCUUUGUCUAUACCUGAUAAAUUCCACUACGAGCAAGAAUUAGCCAAGUUUAAUGAAAAGUACCUCAGAGACUACCUAGAUAACUUUGCAGGAAAACUUUCAGUGAGAGAAGACUACUUGCCUGAACCUCAGACGCCCGUGUUUGCCAAAGUGAAGACUGGCCGAUUAAAAGAUUUAUACGAUGAAAUGUCACCUAGUUAUGAACAAAAGCGGUCCAAAUCCCCGACUAGAGCCAAGACAGUACCGUCACCGACUUUGCAACAACUCGAAGACUACUUGCGAGGGUCGACAAGGUCAAAGAGGGCGGAUACGCCGGCUCUUUUUCCCAUGGAGCCAAUAGAAGAGAAAGAAACUACGGACACGGAAGGCAGAGCAUCCGGCACCCCUACGGAUCCCGGAUACGUACAGUACACAGCCGGCAGGUGGCCGGAUAAGACCAGAGAUUUACGGACACCGAGACACAGUCCGACGAAGUAGUGAAUAAGUUAUUUAUACAACGACGCGUGAUAAUCUUGAAUGCCAUGUCUGGCGACGGCAGAACAAAUUCAUCGUCAUGUCCUGUACAUAAUGCCGCGAUGAACAAUGACUGACGAACUUUUAAACCACCUUUAGUGCGAGUGUAUGUAAGACAUUUAUUUUAUAAUUAAGUGAAUAAGAAUACUAAUAAAUUUUUUGCAUAUAUUUCGUCUUAAUAACGAACGAC
This is a messenger RNA of Spodoptera exigua (beet armyworm), 1763 nucleotides long. The record is from the annotation of a GenBank genome assembly. Lineage: Eukaryota; Metazoa; Arthropoda; Insecta; Lepidoptera; Noctuidae.